Messenger RNA from Hyaena hyaena (striped hyena), 1560 nucleotides. RefSeq names its product keratin-associated protein 16-1. Lineage: Eukaryota; Metazoa; Chordata; Mammalia; Carnivora; Hyaenidae. The record is from RefSeq and is a predicted model, not a curated record. The coding region runs from base 1 to 1560 and encodes 519 amino acids. Gene Ontology annotation, cellular component: keratin filament. The transcript has 2 exons.
AUGUCUGGAAACUGCUGUUCUAGGAAAUGCCCAUCCGUGCCAGGCAUCUCUCUCUGCUCCACUGAGGUGACCUGCGGAGGGCCUGUCUGCUUGCCCAGUUCCUGCCGGAGCCAGACAUGGCAACUGGUGACUUGCCAAGAUAGCUGUGGAUCAUCUAGCUGUGGCCCACAAUGCUGUGAGCCCUCCUGUUCUGUGAGCAGCUGUGCCCAGCCUGUGUGCUGUGAGGCCACCAUUUGUGAGCCUUCUUGUGUUGUGAGCAGCUGUGCCCAGGCUGUGUGCUGUGAGGCCACCAUUUGUGAGCCUGCCUGUUCCGUGAGCAGCUGUGCCCAGCCUGUGUGCUGUGAGGCCACCAUUUGUGAGCCUGCCUGUUCCGUGAGUAGCUGUGCCCAGCCUGUGUGCUGUGAGGCCACCAUUUGUGAGCCUGCCUGUUCCGUGAGUAGCUGUGCCCAGCCUGUGUGCUGUGAGGCCACCAUUUGUGAGCCUUCUUGCUCAGUGAGCAGUUGCUGCCAACCUGUGUGCUGUGAAGCCCCUUCCUGCCAGUCGGUCCUUUGUGUACCCACUCCCUGCCAGUCCAUCAUCUGUGAGCCCAGCUGCUGCCAGCCAGUCAUCUGUGAACCCAGUUGCUGUUCAGCUGUCUGCACUGUGCCUAGUUCCUGCCAGCCAGUGGUCUGUGAGCCUGUCUGUCAGCCAGUCUGCCCCACGCCUAGCUGCUGUCCAUCUGUCUGCUCUGUGGCUAAUAGCUGCCAGGCUGUCUGCUGUGACUCCAGUCCUUGUGAGCCACCUUGCUCAGAGCCCGGCAAUUGCCAGCCAGCUCCCUGUGUGGCUCUGGUCUGUGAGCCUGUCUGCCUUCGCCCUGUGUGCUGUGUUCCAAGCCCUUGCGAGCCGCCUUGUGUCUCCAGCACUUGCCAAGAGCCUUCUUGUUGUGUCUCUAGCAUCUGCCAACCCAUCUGCUCUGAGCCCAGCCCCUGCUCAGCAAGUAUAUGUGUGCCCAGUCCAUGCCAACCUACCUGCUAUGUAGUCAAGCGCUGUCGGUCUGUCUGCUGUGAGCCUGUUUCCUGCCCAUCUACCUCCUGCCAACCUUUCUGCUGCCGCCCAGGGUCUUCUGCAUCUGCCAUCUGCCAGCCAACUUGCUCUCGGACUUUCUACAUACCCAGCUCCUGCAAACAGCCUUGCUCUCCUUCGGUUUCUUACCGCCCAAUCUGUCGUCCAAUCUGUCGUCCAAUCUGCUCUGGACCCAUUACUUACAGGCAGCCGUAUGUGACAUCCAUCUCCUAUCGCCCUGCCUGCUACCGCCCAUGCUACUCCAUCCUGCGCCGCCCGGCCUGUGUCACUUCACUCUCUUAUCGUCCGGUCUGCUCCCACCUGCCUUGUGCUGACUCCUGUAAACGAGCUUGCAAAAAGUCUACUUCCAGCCAACCGGAUUGCACUGACUCAACGACCUGCAAGGCUGAGGUCUCAGAUGCCAGUCCCUGUCAGCCCACUGAGGCCAAAUCCACCAGCCCAGUCACCCGUGAGGCUGAAGCCAGCCCGCCUACUGCCACCAAGCCGGCCGACCACUGA